Messenger RNA from Salvia splendens (bonfire salvia), 2883 nucleotides. RefSeq names its product protein CUP-SHAPED COTYLEDON 2. The record is from RefSeq and is a predicted model, not a curated record. Bases 1720 to 2601 code for a protein of 293 amino acids. NCBI's taxonomy places the organism in Eukaryota, Viridiplantae, Streptophyta, Magnoliopsida, Lamiales, Lamiaceae. Gene Ontology annotation, molecular function: DNA binding. The transcript is spliced from 3 exons. Gene Ontology annotation, biological process: regulation of DNA-templated transcription.
GUCUAUGGAGGAAGAAAAAUAAUUUUACUUGUAGUACUCCUAUUUUUCAUCAAAGAGAACACAUCUAAAGCAUUUCAUAUGUGCUUGAUUGAGGGUAUACACUAUACAUACAUAAUGUAAAUAGAAACAACACACACUUGUAGUUAUAUGAAGGAUUCAUAGGUCAUUCACUAUGUAGUUAUAUGAAGGUUAUUGGAAAUCUGAGCAUGUUCAAACUGAAUUAUGUAAUUUUAGGAAAUUAAAUCAGGUAAUUUUCAAUAUUUAAUUAAUGUAUUUUUUUUAUUUUAAUUCAGUAUCUAUCGAAUUUAUAGUAUAGCUUAUUAUUACUUAUCAUAUGGCAAUAUAAAAUUAAAUUCAUGGCUGACUUUUAGGCAGAAGAUGAUGCAACACUACAAUGCAGGUGUUAUGACUUAAAAAAUUAAAAUAUUAACGUGAAAGUAGAAAAAUAUUUUUUAAAACUGAAAAUAGGGUUAUGUCUUUGCAUCUAGCAUAAUACUAGUAUUAGGCACAAAAAAGGUAGGACAUUAAUUAGUUAGUUAAUGUGAUGGCGAAAUUUUAACCAUCUAGUUAAGAAAAAUAGUAGUCUUUUUUUGGAUAAUUCGUGACUAAUAAUCGCAUAACAUACAAGUUUUUUUUUUCUAAAAACUUAUGGUAGUUAGUAAAUGAUAGCCCUGAGUAGAGCCUUACCUAGCCAUUACCAAUUGCAAAUCUCUUACAGUAUUUUUUUUAUAGGAGUAUACUUUUAUGGGACUUAUAAAAGCCAAGAAUUUUAAUACUCCUAGUAUUUUUCUAAUUUUCAAUUGGGAUUUGGUUUUGGAGAAAUUGUACUACGCCAUAUUCGAAAAAUUUAUGUUAUCAAUUUAAAACAAUACUCCAUAGGCCAUAAGCAUGGAUUAAUCUUUUACUAUAGUAGUACAUUUUUGCAACUAUAAUUUCAAAUUAUCAGAGUUUUUGGCAUUACAAUAUGAGUGUCAAAUCAAUAACACAGUACAUAUUAAAAAUCAGAAUAUUUCAUUAUGUAAAAAAGUAAUAAAAACAUUAAAAUUUACUAUAUAACUGAUUUUUAAAAUUACGCAACAAGCUAGAAUUGGACUUAGAUUCAUAAUUAUUGCAGCAAAUUAUACCUAGCUAUUCAGAACUCAAAAUAACAUCUUAUCAUUGUUAUAUUUUUUUUUUAUAAACUUCAGUUUUAACUAUUGGAGACAAUUGAAAAUAAAGUAAAUAAUGAAUUAGUUCGAAAAAAACCAGAAAAUAAUGAUUUAAAAAAAAGAGGGUGACGUGGCUAGUUAGAUGAACAGGUAUAGGAUGAGCAUGUGAUGACAAAGUGAAUCUACAGCGGUGAAUCGCAGAAAAAACGAAGAAAAAAAAGGAAAAAAGGUAGAGAUGGAUUUACCUUGUCUCUGUCCACACGAUUAUUUUCCAAUCUUGUACUGUGCCGCUGACACCCGAAGAUAUCCAUCAGCUUUAUCGAUCCAUGGUGAAAUUCAUCAUCACCUCUCCCCCUCUCUCCUCAUUUCCCCCCACUGACAUAGAAUUACCUGCACACUUCCUCACGCAUAUUCAAACAAAUUCACACACACACACACACACACACGCUAUCCCCGCUGCCGAUUGCAGGCCUCUGAUUCUCCCCAAUUCCAUCAUCUCCCCGUAUAAAGCCACAAUUCAACACUCCAAAUCGCAGAAUCCGAUCUCAAUUUCCGAUCGCAGACGAGAGAAAUGGAAAACAACGCCGCCUUACCUCCUGGCUUCCGAUUCCACCCAACCGACGAGGAGCUGAUCACGUACUACCUCCUGAAGAAGGUUCUGGACUGCGAUUUCACCAGCCGCGCCAUCGCCGAGGUAGAUCUCAACAAAUCGGAGCCUUGGCAGCUUCCAGGAAGGGCGAAGAUGGGGGAGAAGGAGUGGUACUUUUUUAGCCUGCGCGAUCGGAAGUAUCCGACGGGGCUGAGGACGAACCGCGCGACGGAGGCGGGGUACUGGAAGGCGACGGGGAAGGAUCGGGAGAUAAACAGCUCGAGGAGUGGAGCGAUGGUGGGGAUGAAGAAAACCCUAGUUUUCUAUAGGGGAAGGGCGCCUAAAGGGGAGAAGAGUGAUUGGGUUAUGCAUGAGUAUCGCCUUGAAGGGAAGUUUGCUUACCACUACUUGUCUCCUAAUUCUAAGGGGGAGUGGGUGAUCUCUCGCCUCUUUCAAAAGAUUGGCGUCGGCAGCUCCUCCGCCGCCGCCAAGAAGCGGCCCGCCGCCGCCGUGAGCUCAAACCCUGAAAUCAGCUCAGCGUCGUCCGCCUCCCUACCUGCCCUUCUCGAGCCUUCCACGGCCUCCAGCUACUCCUACGACGACGUCAAGGAGCACGUGUCCUGUUUCUCCAACAACUCUCUUUUCCUUCCGCCGCCGCCAAUGGUUUCGGAGCUUCCUCCGUCGUCGUCUUAUGCUUCGUAUUGGCCGAGGCACGGCCCGGCCUUCCCGAGCCUGAGAUCGCUGCAGGAGAAUCUCCAGCUGCCGUACUUCUUUGCGCCGCCGCCGCCGGCUGGGGAGGGCGGCGCCGAGCAAAUGGGGUGUUAUGGAAAUGUUGGGAGUGAGCUGGAUUGCAUGUGGCGUUAAUCCUGACCUAGGAAUAUGGGUGUCUAUGUUAGUUUGAGUGGUCGUUAAUUUCUAGCAUGUUAUGGAAAUGUGAAACAUGUGUGUGUGUGAGACAUUUAAUGUUUUCAGUUUUAUGUUAGUACUUAUGUUGUGGGGCUUGUUGUAAGAACUUAUUGUUAACUCGUUGUGUUGGUUAUCUAGCAUCAUGCAGUAGUUUAUGUCGAGUAAUUAGCUUUUUCUAUACAUGUUGAAACCUUGUAGUAGUAGCUUUAUUUGGACCUGUGCAUGUUCCUAUGGUGACAA